Messenger RNA from Drosophila takahashii, 1331 nucleotides. It is a transcript of the gene Tap42, whose product is annotated as immunoglobulin binding protein Tap42. Gene Ontology annotation, biological process: regulation of signal transduction; regulation of dephosphorylation. Gene Ontology annotation, molecular function: protein phosphatase 2A binding. The record is from RefSeq and is a predicted model, not a curated record. NCBI's taxonomy places the organism in Eukaryota, Metazoa, Arthropoda, Insecta, Diptera, Drosophilidae. Gene Ontology annotation, cellular component: cytosol.
UGUUUCGCGUCGGCUUCCAAAUUAUUUUCGCAACGUUACUAUUAUUUGUAAAAAUUCACAUACAACCGGAACUAAAUCAGUAUUUAUAAAUGGCUGAGGGCAAUACCGCUGGCGGUGAGGACCAGAAGCUGUCGGACAUAUUCUUAAGCGGCUGGAACAUCCUUGACGAACUGGAAGUCACCGAUCUGCCCUUCAAUGGCAGUGAAUUUCAGAACAAAGUGAAGACGGCAAUGGGCCUUUUCGAGCAGGCCACCGUCAUCGUGAACCAGGUGAGCAUGUUCAGCGCCAACGAGCUGAUCGACGAGGUAUCCACGGAAUCGCUGCCCUUCAUGCUGCUGCCCUACUUCCUGGGCAAGCUGACCACUAAGAUCAACAGUCCCACCAGCACACAGUCCAUAGAGCUGGGCGAGAUCUACUUCAAGGACCACCUGCAGCGCUGCCAGGAGUACGAGCUCUGCGGCGCUCCAAAGUCCCAACAGGUGGCUAACCAGGCGGAUAACCAGGCUGAGAAGAGCGAGCAGCGGGAGCUGAUGGAGGCGGCCUUCAAUAGGAACGACAAAAUAGCCCAGUAUCGCCGGAUGAAGGAGAUCGACGAGUAUAUGGCCAAGAUGCGGGAUGCGGUGAAGAGCAAAACCGCCGACGACGAGGACAAACGCGCGUUCUUCCUCAAGUAUUUGGACAAGAGCAUCAUUGACUCCAAGCAGGAACUGGAAUCGCUGACCAUGAUGAAGCAGCUGGCGCAGAUGCGUCUGGCUAGGAUGGCCGGUGGCGAAGCGAACGACAAUGAAGUGGAUUCUUUUCGCCAGGGAAGUCAGCCCCCUGCAUCCUCCACUUCCCGCAGUCAUGGUCACGGUCACAGUCACGGCCCAGGACACCAUCAUCAUCAUCAGCAGGCCGCCAAGCCGAAGCCCCUGCAGCCCUUCAUCAUCACACGCAAUGCCACGCAGAAGGCGGUCUUCGGUCUGGGCUAUCCCAGUUUGCCCAUCAUGACCGUGGAUGAGUUCUACCAGCAGCGCGUCGAUGAGGGCAUCUUUCCCGACGAGGAGAAGGUGGCCAAGAUGAACCAGGCACAGGCCAUUGCGGCCGCCCGCGAUCCCAACGAGCAGGAGGACGAGGAGAAGGCCGCCGAGGAGCUGCAGGCGGAGCAGGACGAUCCCGAGUAUAUAGACCGCAUGCGGCGCAUGGAUGAGUACAAGGAUGUGGUGCGUCGCGGGGACGGAAACCGUCAUAACCGCAGUUAAGAAACUCAUUAAUACAUUAUGUACUUUUCUAAAAACUAAUAAAAAUGGAUUACCCAAUGUCUGGUUUUAAGCCAUAUAUCCAAGAGGAAA